AUGUCACUUCCAGAACCGCUGUUGCCAUUAACAGGCGCAUGCAGCGUCAUAUUCGAUAAUACUUUAUAUUCCUACUCGGCCGCCGGACUCGAGUCGUUGAAAUUGGAGGAAGGGGCAGAAUGGAAAAAAUUGGCCAGUGGACAUUCGGUUGAAGGUGGCGUCUGUGUUGGAUCGACACCAAAAGAUUUAUCGAAGGCCGGGUUGUUUGUUGUUGGCGGAAAGUCGAAAUCGUCCGACUACCCGGGGCUUCAAAAGUUCACAUACUCGACUAAAAAAUGGGAGACUAUAGCCCCGGAGGUGAAUGUGACGCAAAAUCGGGUAUACCACAGCGCGGCGUACAUCAACGGCAGCGAUUCGAUUUUGGUCUAUUCGGGAUCGACCGAGGGAAACAUGGGGUUAUCUUCCCAGACCUUCACAGUUGGGGCAUCUAAGCCAUACUCUGUGCUGGCCUUUCAGUCUACCCUCUCCCCACCAGGAAUCGCGCCAAUAAUACUUCCAUGGUCGGAAACACAAGCCGUCAUGAUCGGUGGCAACCCGACUAACACGCGGGUGAUGCUUUUUGAUCCAGUUGCCUCGUGGACUGACCCAGGAAUAACCUUAGCAGAGCCGUUACCUAAGAAUUCCACGUUGAUGAAGGCGGCUAUCAUGGCCGGUGAUGAUGGUAGCAAACACCUUUAUACGUUUGAUAUGAGCACCUCGCCGAACACGGUCAACAGGACGAUGUUGUUGACUAGCAAUGGUCUCCCUAUAGCUGACGCGGCUCCUGUGGUAGCGACUGUUUCGAGCCGCGCAUUACAAGAUGAUGAUGCUGCGGUUGAGAAGCGAGCGCUUACUGCGGAUAACUGGCCAAAAUAUAACUCGACUCUAGCGCCGCAAAGCAUACGAAAUGAUUAUUCCAUAGCUACCGAUGCGAAUGGGUUAGUAGUGAUAUCAGGUGGGAACGAUGACGAGAUAUUGUGCAUGUUCAAUGCGAAACAGAACGCUUGGAAAAAUGCAACGGCUGUACUUGGGCAACAAAAAGGGUUUUUUAUCGAGUCGACGCCAUCAACCUCAUCAUCGAUAUCUUCCUCCACUCUCGCGCCCUCUACUACCUCGACUGAAGCUCCUACUGCCGCCGCCACUACUCCUGUUUCUACCACGCCUGCAGCUGAAGAUAGCGGGCUUCCUGCGACAACUCUACUAGGUAUAGUACUUGGGACUAUCUUUGGCUUCGCGAUUAUCUUACUAGGCUUGCUAUUCUGGAUCAAACAUCUUCGGAAGCGACAAAAUCAUGUUGACGCAGGACAUGCGCGAAGAGCUAGUGGAAUACCGGAUGAGAAGGCUGACUUCGAACGGGAAGUUGCGAAAACUUCGGGUGGACAUUUCCGAGGGCACGUUCCACAGGACUCUGUAGGUUCAUUUUCAUCAAUGGCCAUCUUGAUGGGUAAGGUACAGAAACCUGCCGUACAGCGCAAAACGAGCAACGAAACGAAGCGCAGUUCUAUCAACAGCAUCUUCAGUAAGCAAUUCAAGAGUACCAUUGGUCGACCGCAGCCUCAAACGAGUCCGGAGCCGGAGUUCCUCUCAAGGGAUGAAAAGGGCGUGUCCUUCGCUGCUGAUGCAAGCGAGCCGAAGCCGCGACCUCGACCAGCAGUGGAUAAUGUAGAUGAUACCAUGAGAAGGAGCUCUGGCUGGAAUCGAUACUGGUCUGAUGGUAGCGCGCUGUCUGUUCUUGGCCUCGGGAAUGGCAACUCGCAGCGUGGCAAUGGUUCUGAACAAAGUUCUUUCUACUCGGAUAAAAACCGCCUAACGCAGGAUUCUGCCACCGUACCAGCCUUAUCUAUACCAGCCUUACAAGUCCCACAAGGACGACCAGAGCUGAACCAGGUCAAUUCAAACAGCCCGACAAUCUCGCAGCACAAUCUUCAGAUAGAGGGAAUGACCGGCCAAAUAGAACGACCUAUAUCCAAUGCAUCAUCCUCUGGUUAUUCUAGUGGCAUCCCAGCCAGUGUCCACGAUACCUGGGAUCCGGCAACGGCGAAAAAGGCUUGGGGCGAUGUGCGAGCUCCAAGUAGUACUUAUAGCCAGAGUAUCUAUCAGACAGUUCUUGUGCCUCCUGCCACGAACAGACCUCCAACGGGUAUUUCUAACCAGCCGCCAUUGGAUAAGGCAUCUAAUUCGAACGACUUGAGCUGGCUGAACCUGGGAGACAACAACAAACCAGCCUUUUAA
Daldinia childiae is the source of this 2211-nucleotide messenger RNA. RefSeq lists its product as uncharacterized. The coding region runs from base 1 to 2211 and encodes 736 amino acids. The record is from RefSeq and is a predicted model, not a curated record. The transcript has a single exon. Gene Ontology annotation, molecular function: protein binding. NCBI's taxonomy places the organism in Eukaryota, Fungi, Ascomycota, Sordariomycetes, Xylariales, Hypoxylaceae.